Messenger RNA from Aspergillus welwitschiae, 1275 nucleotides. RefSeq lists its product as uncharacterized. The transcript has 3 exons. The record is from RefSeq and is a predicted model, not a curated record. NCBI's taxonomy places the organism in Eukaryota, Fungi, Ascomycota, Eurotiomycetes, Eurotiales, Aspergillaceae. Gene Ontology annotation, cellular component: nucleus; RNA polymerase III complex. Gene Ontology annotation, biological process: DNA-templated transcription. The coding region runs from base 181 to 1140 and encodes 319 amino acids.
CUCCUCCGCCUCCGAUAAAGCAAAGAAAAAGUUGCAAAAAAGCCGACACCCCGCAAAGCACACAGCCAUUGCUGCGUCUACUCCCAUUCAUUAUACCCCAAAUUUUCUAAUCAUUCUCCCACGAUCCCUCAACCCAUGAACACAUCCUUAUAAUCAAACCCCCACCCCAAUCUACCCACCAUGGACCCCUCCGACGACCCCGUCAUCGCCUCCUACGACAUCUGCCUCACCGACUCAGAAAUCUCCCGCUACGUCCUGCAAUACCUCGACCGACCUGCCGGCUCCUCCUACGACGACCGCCACGGCCAAAAACCCACCUCCUUCCGCCUGAAACCCAAGACGGGUCUUGUGGAAGUCGACGUCCCCAUCAACACGCGGGUGAAUUACGAUGUCAGCAAGGGAUUGCGCUACGGUGAUGCAUUGAAGAAGAGUCGGAGUGCGCGCGAAGGCGGCGCGUUCGGUAUGGCAGGUGGGUUUAGUUCCGGUGGUGCUGGCGGUGGAGCGCCGGCGAAGGUGAAGAUGGAGGAAGCGGCGGAUGCGAAGAGUGAGACGGCGUCGUUGAUGAGGGUGCAAACUCUGGGAGGGCGGAUUAAGAGUCCCGAGGAUGGGGAUCCGGUUUACAUGUUGGCGGCUUUUAGGGGGGACAAAUUGCAUCUUUCGCCUGUUUCGGCUGUUGUACAGCUACACCCGCAACUUCAUCAUUUGGAUGCUUUGGAUGAGAUGCCGACUAAGGGCAAGGGGAAGGCGAGGAAGGAAGGCGAGGAGGAUCGUCCCGGCGAGAGCGAGGCUAGGGCUAUUGAUGUAAAGAUCAAGGCCGCGGAGGAUGGAGAGGCGGCGCAGGUUGCGGGCAAUCUGGAUCUUUUGAAGAAGAUGCAGGAUGAGAAGUGGAAGGAUUAUGAGUGGGUUGAUGCUGAGACUGAGGAAUCGUGGCAAUUGUACGAAAACUACAUGAUGCAUCAGGAUGUGGAUAGUCUGCCGCAGCUGCAGUCGGCGAUUGAUAGUGAAAGUUAUCUGGAUACGAUGAGUGCGCCGCGGAUUGAUCCUGCACGACCGGAGAUGACGGGUUGGGCUAUGAAACAGAACCGGAUGAAGCAGCGGGAGGAACAGCAAUCUGCUCAGGGGACAACGGAGCAAGGGUGAUUUAGCUGCAUUGGCUGGGGUUAUACGAUAUGCAAUAUGACGAAUGCUGAAUGACUUGCACAUAAGCUUGGAAGCAAAAGGGCGUAUACAUAGUAGAAAGGCAGUAGGCUGUAGUACCUCACGGCUAAGUUUGCG